Amblyraja radiata (thorny skate) is the source of this 1658-nucleotide messenger RNA. It is a transcript of the gene mcoln3b, whose product is annotated as mucolipin TRP cation channel 3b. Gene Ontology annotation, molecular function: NAADP-sensitive calcium-release channel activity. Gene Ontology annotation, cellular component: plasma membrane; lysosomal membrane. The record is from RefSeq and is a predicted model, not a curated record. Lineage: Eukaryota; Metazoa; Chordata; Chondrichthyes; Rajiformes; Rajidae.
UUGCCUCACCAGGUAUGGAAGAUGCCGAUCUGCCGGUCAGUGGAGGGUCCGGUGACCCCACCUCGCUGGGGAAGGACGGAGAGCGGGACAGAGAAGUCGCCGACACCGACCAACUCCGCAGGAAGCUGAAAUACUUCUUCAUGAACCCGUGCGAGAAGUUCAGGGCCCGCGGGCGCAAGCCCUGGAAACUGGGCGUCCAGAUCCUGAAGAUAGCCAUGGUCACUCUGCAGUUUGGUCGUGUUGGUCUCAGCAACCAGAUGGUGGUUCUGGUUCAAGAAGAAAACACGGUGGCAUUUAAACACCUCUUCAUUAAAAACUACCUGACAACAGCGACAGUGACUGCCAUCUACACCCAGAGUGAAGUCUACGAGUAUCUGUCCUUCAUCUUCACCCAUUACGUGCAGCUGCGGAGGGUGUCGGUGGGAAACCAUGCGUACGAGAGGCGGGGGGCCGGCCUGAUGCCCCUCACCGUGUGUCAGUACUUCUACAAGCGGGGCAGCAUCAGCCCAGGCAACGAGUCCUUCAACAUCGACCCAAUGGUGGAGACCGAGUGCUUGGACAUUGAGCCAAUGACUCCGGGUUCCACUAGACCGGCAGCUGAGAAACCAAACUUGACCCUGCACUUCCAUCGUCUUUUAAUGGUGCAAAUUCAGUUUAAACUCAAGGCCAUCAAUCUUCAAACCAUCCGGCGUCACGAGCUGCCUGAUUGCUACGAUUUCCAUGUGACUAUCACCUUUGACAAUAAGGCUCACAGUGGCAGGAUUCAGAUUGGUUUGGACAGCGACAUAUCCAUUAGAAAAUGCAAAGGCAGGCAUGUAACUGGGGGAGUGCAACGAAACAGCCACUACAUGAUGAUAUUUGACGGCUUUAUCGUGGGGAUUUGCCUGAUCUCGUUGAUCCUCUGCACCCGGUCCAUUGUCAAUGGGAUAAAGCUGCAACAUGAGUUUGCCAGCUUCUUUGCCCAGCAAUACAGCAAGCAGGUGAGCUGGUCCGAGCGUUCGCAGUUCCUCAACGGCUGGUACACCCUGAUCAUCACCAGCGACCUGCUCACCAUCACCGGCUCUGUACUCAAGAUGGAGAUUGAUGCCAAGAGUUUUGCAUCGUAUGAUGUGUGCAGCAUCUUGCUGGGCUUGUCCACGCUGCUGGUCUGGGUGGGAGUCAUCCGAUACCUCGGCUUCUUUGAGAAGUACAACGUGUUGAUUCUCACCCUGCGUGCGGCACUGCCCAAUGUGAUGCGUUUCUGCUGCUGUGCCUCCAUGAUGUACCUGGGCUACUGCUUCUGUGGAUGGAUCGUGCUGGGGCCGUAUCACCAGAAGUUCCGAUCGCUCAACAUGGUCUCCGAGUGCCUCUUCUCCCUCAUCAAUGGCGAUGACAUGUUCUCCACCUUUGCGGCCAUGAAGGACAAGAGCUACCUGGUGUGGCUCUUCAGCAGGUUGUACCUGUACUCCUUCAUCAGCCUCUUCAUCUACAUGGUCCUCAGCCUCUUCAUUGCCCUCAUCACCGACACCUACGAGACCAUCAAACUUUACCAGCGGCAGGGGUUCCCACAGACCGACCUGCAGGCAUUCAUCGGUGAGUGCCAGGACUUGCCGGACUCUGGCAAGUACCGGGUGGCAGAGGAGUUGCCCGUCUCUCUCUACUGCUGCUGUAACAGGUGA